This is a messenger RNA of Myripristis murdjan (pinecone soldierfish), 3324 nucleotides long. RefSeq names its product anaphase promoting complex subunit 2 (gene anapc2). Gene Ontology annotation, molecular function: ubiquitin protein ligase binding. The transcript is spliced from 14 exons. Gene Ontology annotation, cellular component: anaphase-promoting complex. The record is from RefSeq and is a predicted model, not a curated record. NCBI's taxonomy places the organism in Eukaryota, Metazoa, Chordata, Actinopteri, Holocentriformes, Holocentridae. The coding region runs from base 256 to 2670 and encodes 804 amino acids. Gene Ontology annotation, biological process: ubiquitin-dependent protein catabolic process; protein K11-linked ubiquitination; metaphase/anaphase transition of mitotic cell cycle.
CACCGAAGAAGAAAGGAGAGGAAGAAGCCGUGAACCCGCGAUAACACAAGAAGGAUCGAGAAAUUUAAAUUCUUAAUUCUUGCCAGCACGGAGAGUUCAAAUUAGGCAGAAAAUUUGUACUUUACUCGUCAGUGUAAUUUUUAAACUACAAUACCUGCGUUUAUAUAGACGUGUGCAAAAUUACAUGGCAAAACAUUCGUGUUCCAAAUGUUUUAACAGCUGGAAAUUAUCCGCGUUCGUGAAUAAGAAAGUCCAAUGGAAGAAAAUGUGAUGGAGCCGGAUGUGUCCGCAGCACAGCAAGGCAGUGCUAACGCCUGGGAAACUGUCACCGCAGCUCUGGUGUCUCCUGGAUCUUCGGUGUCUGAGGAGAGUCUCACAGAGUCACUGGCCCUGCUGAAUCGUCAUGGACUGAGCGACUUUCUGGGAGGCUGGCUGCUGGAGACUCUGCAGAUGCGCCUGACUGUCAGUGUUGUACCUGAGUUCUGGUCUGGACUGAAGCAGCCAGAGAAUGAACUGGAGGAGAAAGACAGGGCCUGGGUUCUUCUCACUGCCUUCCAGACUCUGUUAGAUAGGCUGGGACCCUUCUUAGAUGGCCUGGAGAGGCUGGGAGCGUGGCAGGAUAAGGGCUUUGGUGGGCUCUGUGGCUCUGGGGCUGAGGGCCUCCAUGAAAGGGCUUUCACCAUCAUUAGGGCCCUGCUGCUGUUCUCUCCCCCUACUGUUCUCCAGGAGAGAGUGUUGGAGUUCUACAGCAGGACCUUCUCCGUCCAUAUGAACCAGGAGGGGGAGGCUGGGGAAGCAGAGGAUGGGGCCGAAGCGGGGGGGUGUCCCGGUUGUGGCGUCCCACCACAGCAGUGCUGGUGUCAGGAGGCUCUGGAGCAACUGCAAGAACUCAGCCACAUACUCUCCAGACUGCGGCUGCUGGAGUGGGUCAGCUCUGAGGCAGUCACCUCCAUCCUCCACAAGCUCAUAGAGCAGCGUAUGGAGCAGCACUGCAGGGGCGAGUAUGAACGCUCCUUCCUACUGGACUUCCAGGAGUGGCUGGAGCUGGUGUUAGGUUGGCUGAGUAGAGUGUUUACCAGCGAGACAAACGGAGGCUGUCCAGUGCCAGUUCCCAGUGCUGCAAGCAGCAGCCGGGCCGGCCAGCCAGCCAGCACCAUCCUGCAGCAAUGGAGAUGCCAUAUGCACCAGUUCUUCUGCAGGAUAUAUGUUAACAUGAGGAUCGAGGAGCUCUUCAGCAUCAUCAGAGAUUUCCCAGAGUCUAAAGCUGCCAUUGAAGAUCUGAAGUUUUGCCUAGAAAGAACAAACCAGAGACAACAACUUCUCACCUCACUGAAAUCAGCUUUUGAGAGCCGCCUGUUGCACCCUGGCGUUCAUACAUCUGACAUCCUCACGGUUUACAUCUCGGCCAUUAAGGCCCUCAGAGAGCUGGAUCCAUCCAUGGUCAUCCUGCAAGUCGCCUGCCAGCCUAUCCGCAAAUACCUCAGGACUCGGGAAGACACGGUGAGGCAGAUUGUAGCCGGUCUGACUGGAGAUGCUGAAGGCUGCAGUGACCUGGCCAGUGAACUGUCCAGAGCUGACCCAGUUACACUGGAGAUGCAGGAAAGCGAUGAUGAGGGCAGCGACCCAGAGGAGUGGACACCAGACCCCACUGAUGCUGUCACCGACAAAACUGGCUCUAAACGGCGUUCCUCGGACAUCAUCAGUCUGCUGGUCAGCAUCUAUGGCAGCAAGGAGAUCUUCAUAGACGAGUACAGGACGGUCCUGGCUGACAGACUGCUGCACCAGCUCAACUACAACACUGCCAGAGAGAUUCGUAAUGUGGAGCUGCUGAAGCUAAGGUUUGGGGAGUCUCACAUGCAUUAUUGUGAGGUGAUGCUGAAGGACAUGGCGGACUCUCGGAGGAUCAACAGUAACAUCCGUGAAGAGGAGUCAAGGCUGGGGGAGGAGGAGCAGCCCCCCCUGUCCUUAUCAGCCAUGAUCCUCUCUUCUGAGUUCUGGCCCCAGCUGAAGGAGGAGAAGCUGGAGCUCCCGCCACUCGUCUGCCAAGCCAUGGAGGCCUAUACACACCGCUAUGAGAAGCUCAAGGCCAUGAGGACGCUGAGCUGGAAGCCUCACCUGGGAUCAGUCACCCUGGAUGUAGAGUUGGAGGACCGAGUGCUCACCAACUUCACCGUCUCCCCCAUCCAUGCUGCCAUCAUCCUGCACUUCCAGGACAAAAGUUCAUGGACACUGGAGGAGCUGAGCGGGAAGUUGGGGGUCCCUAAGGAGACGGUACACAGGAAGCUAGCUCUGUGGCAGCAGCAGGGCGUGCUGAGGGAGGAGGCAGGGGGGCGCUACUCGGUCCUGGAGACGGGCUCAUCCAGAGAGAGGCUUGAGAGGAGCGUCAUGCUGAUCGACAGCGACGAGGAGGGAGACUCCAACACCACCACCCAGUCAGAACAGAGGGAGGAGAAGCUCCAGCUGUUUUGGGCCUACAUCCAGGCUAUGCUGACCAACCUGGAGAGCAUGACGCUGGAUCGCAUCCACUCCAUGCUCAGGAUGUUCGUCGCCACUGGGCCCGUCGUCACGGAAAUGGACGUCAAUGAGCUGGAAGCCUUUCUUCAGAGGAAGGUCAGAGAGCACCAGCUGAUGUUCUCCGCAGGGGUUUACAGACUCCCCAAAUCCAACUGAUCGAGGAGGAGCGGAAGGAGGAGAGAUAAGACAUGACAAACUGUUGUGCUGCAUUCAAAUGUGAGAUGACGGCAAAUAGCGCUCACCUUCAGCUUUCAGGGAAUUUGUGCUAUUCCAGCUUUGCAGAUGGACUCCCGUUGUUGCAUUUUUUUUUUGACAUCACCAACAAGAAAAUACCUAUAUAAUAAUUUCGAUUUAAACCAACAAAAUUGUCAUCAUGUCAUUUUUUGAGAUUAUUCUGGGACCAGAAUUAUGGUACAUGUCCACAGGGGCGUGUGUUUGAUGCAAGGUGCCGUGCCAUUUCCCACAUUUGGAUGCAAGAUGGGCGAGCCACUCCUGAUGGUUGACAGUUGCUGUCUCCUAUAACCGCGUAAAUACUUUAUAACCGCACCCAAUUGGACGAACGUUUCACUUGCGGACUGUCCUCUCCCAGAUUUCAACCAGACCAACAUGGUGACUCUUUUCGAAACUUUGAUAUUACAAACAGUUCACUGAAAUGCGUUUCUGAAAACAUUGUGAGAAAUAAACCUUGCAGUUGCUGAAUUUGUCUUCAUUUCAGAUCAACGAUGGUUUAAAAGUUUUGCGGGAAUCCCUUUCAACUUGAUGUAUAAUACUGAUGUGUACUAUAAAAGGUCAUUGAUGUUUUGUCUUUCA